Messenger RNA from Homarus americanus (American lobster), 11235 nucleotides. It is a transcript of the gene metro, whose product is annotated as MAGUK p55 subfamily member 7-like. The coding region runs from base 262 to 2004 and encodes 580 amino acids. The transcript is spliced from 14 exons. The record is from RefSeq and is a predicted model, not a curated record. Gene Ontology annotation, molecular function: protein binding. Gene Ontology annotation, cellular component: cell-cell junction; plasma membrane. Lineage: Eukaryota; Metazoa; Arthropoda; Malacostraca; Decapoda; Nephropidae.
UUGGCUUCUUGGGGCAGGAAUUUGAAUGCGAUAAAAGGGAAUAUCUGGGAAUAAACACCCAGAAAAAGUUUUGUGUUGACAUUUGAUCGUAGAUGAAGGCUCGGAGAUCAAUUAGGGGAGGGGCUGGUCAUAGCCUCUCCUUUAACUCCACACAGUCUCCAUAGUCUUCUUUACUCUACCAAACCUUGAUAUGAAGUGAAUGAUAACUGCUAGUGUACUUGUGAAGGACCAGAGCAUUGGUGGUGGUAAUAAGACAUCGGCAUGACAGCUGUGAUGGCCGCUGGAGACUCAGGUAGCCUGUCUCUGGGUGGUCUGCUGUCCUCCCUGGAGAAAGCCCGAGUGCAAUUGGACAGCGAUGAAGAUGACUUUGGCUUCCUUGCAGACCUGCUCAAGUCCCGAGAACUACAAGCACUUGUUCAUGUACAUAAUAAGGCGGACCAGAUCAACCGCACCAAGAAGGCCUGUCAGCCACUUAUGUCCAAUGCGGAAGACAUUGCCAUCUCCAUCAUGAGGGAGAUACAUUAUCGCACCAUACCCUCUGGUGAUGCCAUCGAACUUUUUGCCAUCUUACAGUCACCCCACCUACAAGGAGUUCUCCAAGCUCAUGAUAGCAUCGCAGCUAAGGAUUUUGUACCGCACUUACCAGAGAUCCCAGUAGAAGUUGAUGAGGAUGAGGAGACUGUAAAAAUUGUGCAGCUAGUGAAGAGCAAUGAACCAAUGGAAGGGAAGGGAGCUGAACCAAUUGUGGGUGCUACUAUCAAGCAUGACGAUCGAACAGGAGCCAUAGUGAUUGCCCGUAUCAUGCAUGGUGGUGCUGCUGAUCGUUCUGGCCUGAUACAUGUUGGGGACGAGGUGCAAGAAGUCAACAAUUUAAACGUAGUUGGCAAAACUCCAGCUGAUGUCCUAAAGAUACUUAUGCAAGCAGAAGGCACCAUCACCUUCAAGCUCCUUCCUGCUGGCAGUGCAGCUUAUUUAAGAGAGAGUAAAGUACGUGUUCGUGCCUAUUUCGACUAUGACCCCAAAGAAGACAAACAUAUCCCCUGUAAAGAGGCUGGACUUGCAUUCAAGAAACAAGACAUCCUUCACAUUGUCACCCAAGAUGACCCAUAUUGGUGGCAAGCACGAAGAGAAGGAGACCGUAACAUGCGUGCUGGACUGAUUCCCUCUAGGCAGCUCCAAGAAAGACGUAUCUUGUCGCAACGACAGGAGCAGACUGCUAAUGGUCAAAUUGCAGGAAAUAUUAUCCCCAAGUCACCAAGUUGCAAACCCUCACCUAAAGUGAAGAAGAUAAUAUAUGAUGCUUCUGAAAGUGAGGAUUUUGAUCGGGAAGAAGUGGCAACGUAUGAAGAAGUGGCACGUCUCUAUCCUCGACCUGGUCUUCCUCGACCUGUUGUUUUGAUUGGUCCACCUGGUGUUGGGAGGAAUGAAUUGAAGCGAAGAUUAAUGACUCUUGACGUAGAUAAAUUCCGGACACCAAUUCCCAUGACUUCACGACCAUCACGACAUGGUGAGGUGAACAACCGGGACUAUCAGUUUGUAACCCGAGAAGAACUAGAGGAGGAGGCUGCUUCGGGGACAUUAGUUGAACAUGGAGAGUUCAAGGGUCACUUGUAUGGCACCUCGUCUGUCACUCUUAAGUCUAUGAUUAAUGCUGGCUAUGUAGUGCUGGUUACUCCACACUAUCAGGCCCUUAAGUACCUGAGAACUGCAGAGUUCAAACCGUACGUGAUAUACAUCAAGCCUCCAACACUGGCUGUGCUCAAAGAAACGAGACAAGCAGCUCAUGCACGCUCAACCUUUGAUGAAAAUAAUUCUAGAGGCUUUACAGAAGAUGAAUUUAGGGACAUGCUGAAGGCAGCUGCAAGAAUUGAAUUUCACUACUCUCACUGGUUUGAUGAAGUUAUUGUUAAUGAUGAGCUAUCUUCAGCCUUUGAGCUCUUGGUUGCAGCUGUAAAUAAGGUGGAAACGGAACCACUGUGGGUGCCUGCAUCAUGGGUGCAAUAAUCAUGAUCUGAUCACAAGAAACAAUUGUUUUCUGAGUAGUGCAGCAAUAAGACUUGUUCUUCAUGCAUUACAAAUCUAAGAAGUAGGUCAGUAAAAGCAACUUCUUUUGAAACUUAUCACACCAUGAUGCAAUCUUGCCAACACACCUGUCUUUACUUUUGGUUUGUGCCUUUCUUUUCCUGAAAGAGUUAAGAAGAUUGAAGAUGCCUGUAUUCAAUGUUGCUCCCUAAUAGAUAGAUGAAAUUAAAGUAGGUGUUGGCAUUUAUGAAGGCAGCUGUCCAUUUAAGUUACAUUGUUUCCAAAGCAGAUGUAUUUUCCUGUAAAAUUAGAUUGUGUCAAGAACAGAUGUAUCUAACAGUCAUUGUCAUACUAACAUACUAAAGUUUAUACACAAAUGGUCCACAUUUUUGCAAAAUAAUGUAUGAAGUUACAGCUCAACAUGAGAAAAGUUUCACAGUGUGCAGCAAAAACAUAUUUAUUGCACCAGUGACUCAAGAAAUUAUCAGCAAGUCCUAAGAAACUAAAAACAUUACUGGCUGGAUCAUCUGAUACAAAGCUUUGCAUUAUGGCUGCAAUAAGUGUCAUUUAAACAACACCAUAUGGAUUCACUUCAGUUCUCAUUUGUCUUGCCAUUAUGUGGAAAUAAAGUGUAAGUAUACUUAAUGCAUGCUGCCAGGUUAUCUUGAACUUGUAAACUUCAAUAACAAUAACAAAAAAGUUAUCUUGACUUCAUAAACUUAAAUAAAAGUAACAGACAAGAGAAGUGAUAAAGGUCAACUUUGCUAACUCUUUACUCUCCCUCUCUCUGCCGUUAUAUCAGUUCCCAAGAUCUGUUUCAGUGGACUCCCCCAAUAUCUCUUGUGCCUCGUACCUACUUAAUAAUACUGACUUGUCAUAGAGGUGUGCAUGUAAUCCUGUAAGUGAUAGAGUUGUUUAGUUCAAAGCAUGUUGAACUUUAUCUUCUACUGCUGCAGUUAAUAUUAUUUAUUUAUUAUUGUAAUUAUUAUCAUCAUCAUUAUUAUAUUAAUAGAUAUUUAUUGAAUAUUGUCACUAGAUACCUCAUCCCAUUAAAGCAUUUUUUCAUCCCACCAUGCAGAUUACUUGUUAUAGAAUCUUUUGUACAAGUGAGAAGUUUGUAUCAGUGAAUGAAGGUGUAGUGAGAAGGUUGGUGUCGUUCAUCUUGAAGUGUACAAAACUCAUGUUGUACAUUGUUACUCUGUGGUGUGAAAGAAAUGAUCUGGCCUUAGGUAAGACUAUGCCAAAAUACUUUAACAUUUGGAGAUUAGUCACUGGGUUUAAUUAAUCUUAUUCAAUUUUAUAUUGGUCCUAAGCCAGAUCAUAGUGUGAUUGUUGUUUUCUCUGAAAUCCACGUGAAUGACGAGGUUGGUUAAAAAAAUAACAAAUACAAACAAGCUGGCAAUACUCAUCGUUAAGUGCAUCCAUCUAGUCGUGUGUGGAGGGUCCUCAGCCCUUGGUACAGGACUAUUGAGUGUCCUCCAGACCCUUCAGAGGCAAUAUUGGUGUUGUGCUCGCUGAUCAACAAUAGCAUUUGUUUGGGACUUAAUAUUACCGUAGAUAGUUAUUUGUAUGCUUACCUGUUGGUUGAAAGGUGAAUGUAGUACAGUAUAAAAAUGUGCUAGUACAGUAAUGAGUUGUUUUUGCAAACAUUCCUUAAUGAUAAGUAUAUGUAGACCUAUAUUUUUUAGUACAUCCAUUUUUUUUUUUAACAAUACAUUCUGAUUUUUAGUACAGUACUGUACUGUCAAAAAUAAUUAUUGUGCUGUACAUGGCAGCAAUUUAAAGGACUAGAUUGAUUGUUAAUACUAUAUGAAUGUUUUGCUGUGAAGUCACAGCAUAUUCUGGCCAGCUUAAGUAGGAAAAGAAGCGUAAAAGAGGGAUAUAGUGUAUUUUUAGACAACUGUGGCCCGGAAGACCACAAAAAUCACAGGAAAAUACAUACGAGUUACUCAUGGCACUGUUAAAAUGUUAUUCCUAUUGUCAGGUGGCUGCUAAAUAUUAGCACAAAAUGAGAAAACUAGAAGUACUUUGUACUGAGCUGAUCAUGCUGACGACAUAUUAUGACCAGCAAUAUGUGUGUGUGUGUGUGUGACUGCUUCGGUGUAUGGUGUCUGAUGACCUCCAGAAUCCUAACUUCAUAAAUCUAGGAAACACAUGAGUCUUGAUCACCAAGAAAAUAAUGCAUGUGAUGAGUGAAAUUAAAGGAGUAAAUGUAUUUGAUUAGGUCUAUAUUUAGUGGAGGCAUGCAUGAUACUUACUUAUGACAACAACAAAUGUAGGUGAAACAUGAUCACUAUGGAAAUCUGAGACAUGUCCCGCUGUUAACAAUAGGAAUUAGAUAUGUAAACAGGGUAAUCACAGUGACUGUUUUAUUGCUAUGUUAGGGCUCGGGAAUUUUGCCAAAUAAUUUGUCUAAACCAGUUCUUCCACCUUCAUGUAGACUAACAUGUUUUUACUAUUUUCCCCUGUAUUUACAACGACAAGUAGUUUCUCCAUGAAGUUAGUUGAUAGGUAACCUAAUAUAAUUUGUCCUUUUAUGUAAUGUAUAGUGAUUUUGCAGACGUUUAAAAUUCCAUUUUUGAGGUACUAAUGUACUUAAUGUAUGAUCAUUCCAAAACUGAAAUUCUAUAUUGUUUACUGUUUUAUAUAUUUUUCAGACUGCAAAAAGUGUUCUCAGUUUAGUAGCUCGAAAUUUUGUAUAUCUUAUCAUUAAAAAUAGCUGGAAGGUUUAUCAUCACUAGUCAGUGAAGACAGUAUCAGGCAUUUAGUCCUUUGCGGUUUACAGAACUUUUGUACACUGUUAAGUUUGAUGGGUAUUACUUUCAGUAACAUACUAUUUAUUUUUUUACAUUAUUAAUUUAAAAGGAAAUGUUAUCCUCUAACACCACAUGUAUUUUCCAAAGCACAAACUCAAUACUUUGACCUUACUGAAUUCUAAUAGUAUACCUUUGAUAGGAAUUGCUACAUAUUUUUUAACUGUGUCUAGCCCAGAUGAUAUACCUAUAGCUAGUUCAGAGGCAAAAGUCAACACAGUGGAGAAAUUGGUUACAGUUUAAGGAAAGACAUGUACAGUACCUAAUAAGAGGCAAGGCUGUGCAACAAUAUGAGCUAAUGAAAUUUUAAGUACAGUAUGUACCGGGUACUGUAUCUCAAUUAAUUGUGUUAUAUUAUUUUUAUUUUGCAAGUAGGAAAGGCUGGCUAUGGCAUACACUGAAGGCUCAAGGGUAAUAGUACAAGUUCAUGAGCUUAUUGCACUACCUGUGUGAAAGCUGAAUAGCAUUGAGUACCGGUAGUUUUCAGAAUUUCUAGUAUCACUUUUGGUUUCUGACUGUCAGAUGUUCAGAGGUAAAGUACCAUAUAACAUAAGUAUUUCAACAAUCUUAUUUUAGAUAUAGGAAACAGGUUGAUUGAUGUAGAAUUUGGUAAAGGUGAGCAAUAGAGCAUGAGAAGCCUGUAGAAGUAUUGACUGAAAUAUUUCAACCAUCUCAUGACUAAUACCCUGUAGAAGUAUAUUACCUAACAAUGUAUUGAUAGGAAAUAGGAUUAAUUUUUUGUCCCUUGAUGUCAAAAGUUAUUUUUUAAUCUUGUUGCAAUGUGAAUACCAGUAUUAACUGUAUUUUGCAUAGUCUUGGUGUUUCUUUUUUAUAUUUAACUCCAUUUUUUAAACAGCCUAAAUUUUACUUUUUUUCUGUUUACAGUAUUUGUUAAUGUUGAAUUUUUGUCAUGAAUGCCAUACCCCAUGUGUCAAUAUUUAAGGACUGUACAUUUUACUUCACAGUGGCUACUAUGAAUAGUUCAAAGGAAAUUAUUUGUAGAUUAUAAAAAUACAGUGAUUGUAGUUUCAAAGCAAGAUAUUGUAAGAGGUUGUUGGAACAGAUAAUUGUAUGCACUGCCAUUAACGACCCUUAAACCAUUUCCUCCCCAGACGAGUUGUGAGAGUUGUGCUUGGGGUGCGACAGUGCUAUAAGGGUCAGUUUACUUCUAGUUACCACUAUUGGUGAGAAACAUUAAAUUACUGUUAUGUACCAAACAAUUGUAGAAUGUAAUAUAACUAGUCAAUGUUUUCUUUGAAUUUAUGCAUCCAAAGAAUUGCCUCGUUAGCACUAGUGAGAUGUUUGUCAUAAGUUUUCUUUUGGGCAUACAUGCUAACGUUUGGGCAUACUUUAACAGAAAUCAAAUUUUAUAUGGGUGUGUCAGUUGUUUCACUAAUGAAUGCAUCCAUUCUUUCCAUAUGAAUCUCCUCAAGUAGAAUUCUGCUGUGAAAAACAAAUAUUUCUGAUUCUGAUGUUAUCCACUGAAUCAGAUCUGACAAAAAUGGGAGUGUGUAUAUGAAGCAGACAUCUUCUUUGUUGCAUUGAGUGAUUUAUCAAACCUUAAAAAUAGGUGGUAUAAAUUCUUAAGUGUGAUACAUCUCAUGAUUGAUGUAAGAAACUUAAAAAAGACAGUCAGGGAGCUAAUUGCUAAAUUGAACAAAUGGUAGAUGUCAAAUUAAAUUCAAAGUUAUAUUCCACGUCAAAAGCAAAUUAAAUAAUUGUAUUGAUUCAGGAGGUUGAAGUCUGUGCCUGCAUUACUUAGGGCUCAAGAGUGCAAGAUGAGGCUAGGUCAGGUAAGGUCAGAGCAAGAGCCUUUUUAAGUCUGUUAGUAGGAACAAGAACAUACACUAUAUUGUUAUCUUUAUUGUGAUACUAAUUAACCGUAUUCAUAGUUAGCUCAUUAGAAUGUGGAUCAUUUUAAUUGUUUUAUUCGUUUCUAAUGAUAUAGAAUGGAAUCAGUGAUAGGUAUGACAAGUAUUCCAAGUUAAUUUCACUUAUGAGCUCAAAAUAAGCUGACCUGGCCACUGAUGUUCUCACCAGUGUUAUGUGACUUGUGUUCAUUGGGUUUGUUGAAAGCAUAAACAUGAUCUCAACACAAAUCUAGUGAAUCGUGUAGCUCAACAGUGAGCGAAUAUUGUUGAUAGUGUUAAUGUGUAGCAAUUGCUAGUUUAUUCUACGUACAGCCCUUCAUUCCUCAGUAGUUUUAUGCAAGCGAGUCAAAUAAGGGAAAUUCCAAUAGUACAGUAUUAUGAAACUGCACAUUUGAGACAGUAAAUAAAUAAUAAUUCUUGAAUUAAUGGUGAAGGGAUCAGAAUGUAAAUUAAAUGCAUUACAGUAUUUUGUAAAAUCUGUUUAGGUUUAAUUAUUUUUAUAUCAUUAUUAAUAUAAAGUUUCUGAAAAGUCAUUAGUAUAAUAGAUGUGAAUUCUCAAGAAGUCUAGUUCAGGAUAGUUUGAGAAUACUCUGUGAUUUUCAUAUUUUCUUCCUUGUGAUGAUUUUACAGUUCUGGUGGACAGACAAGACAUUGACUUGAUCUUUAUUGUUUAUCUUGCAAAUAUAGAAGCUUUGAAUACAGCCCAAGAGGCAGUGGGGUAAAAAGUUGUGGCUUAUAUCAGUAGAAGCUGAUAUUACCAAAUAAACAAAGUUGACAUUUGUGUCUUCGCAACUCGGAUAGGAUGAAUCUUCAAUUAUGUCUUUAAGAUAGCAAACUGAAUUUUUUUAAUAAUCUUUACAGAAAGGUGAUGUAAAAUAUAUAAAAAUAUACUAAUAAUGAUAAUAAUAAUAACAACAGUAAUACUACUAUAGGGGGUACUACUAAUAUUAAUAACAACAAAAAUGAACAAAGUUUUUUUUAGAAUAUUGUCUAUAUAUUUCAAUAUUAAGGGAAUAUAUUCUGAUCUAUUUCUUAAUUGUAGACUGUAAUCGUUUGAAUUAGCAUGUAAAGUUAAGUAAACAAGCUAUGUAAGGUCCACAGAUACUUCUGUUUCAUAAGUUAAAACAAAAUUAUGGCUAAUCUUAGUUUUUAUCUUGACUGACUUAUAAUAAUGAAAUUUAUGAAAUACAGUACAGUAUGUAUAAAUGCUUCAGUCUCUGCACACCAUAUGUAAGUGGCACAAUAUUGUUAAAUGCUAGAUGGUGUUCUAUAUUUAGUGCCAACAGUUGUUAGUGAAAUUGUAAAUACAUUUCAUUUGUGGUGAAGUUUUGAUGGUGUUGGCAAAGUUCAUCCAAUUGUUUUCUCUCUGAAAUUGCCACAGAGAGAAUAGGCUUAUUAGACCUCUGCCUGCUGACAUGUAAUGACUAAGAUAAACCUAUAGAAUAAUGAAACAAAAACAAAUACGUAUUUUCAGCUAAAAUAAUCUAAAGAACAUUUCAGGCUAAUAGUAUGUGUCAAUCAUUGUCCAGUUUGCAGUUGUCUGGUUACCGUUGAUCAUAUACCUGGUGUGAAAGACCAGAAGGGUUGUGUUUAUUUAUGUUUCAGUAUAUGAUGGCUAGUGAAAUUUUCAAUUUCUUGGUGAGAUAAAGUAGUGAAUAAUUAAGAUGUAGUUAAUUAAUAAAUUAUUAUUUCAAACUGGAGCCUACAAAUAAGUUUAAUGGAUACACAAUAUCCAUGAAUCGAAUUUGCAUACUUUGUCAUGAACCAAAAUACUGUACAUCAUUACAUAUGUAAUGGAGAAUUUCAUUAGCAGAUAAAAUUGUGUUGAACAAUCAAAGUUAUAGACAUUCAAACUGUAAAUAGUUGAGCCCAAGAAGAAAUAGACUAUACCAUUUUGGGCCUUCCCAUGCCUUCUUACAGAACUGUAUGUCACAGUGAAGAUGUAUUUUGUGAUUUUACAGUCAACACUAGAGAAUCAUAUUACAUCACUAGGCUGAGUAAACCUAAAAUCAGCUUUGAAAAACAUCAAACGUUUUAUUUCAAGUGAAGAAAAAAUUAAGCUUUCAACAGUUUACUUGUAUUUUUUAAGUGUUUGCACUUUGAUCAUUCACUGUAACUUAGAUGAAGUGCAGCUCUUCAUAUUAUAAUUUUUAGGUAUCAGCAGACUGAACUCUUGGCUUUUACCAGAAAAGAUGAAAAGAACAAAUCAAGUCUUGUGUAAAGUGGCCUACUAGUCAUUGUAGAAGUAAACACAUGUACCCAUUAGUUGAUAGUAUUUUCCAAGUUAUUGAAAAAAAAUGUGUCAAUAGAAACUUAUAAAUUAUAACCUAAUAUACAAGACAGGAGUUAAUAUCAAAGAUAAGUAUGUUAGCAAGCUCUAUACUUUACUUUAAAUAGCACUGACCAAGUUGUCUAAUAGUGAUCUCACAAAAUUUUUACCUAAAGUACUGCCUUUGUAGUAUUACAAGGGGUCCCCGGGUUACGAACAAGUUUCGUUCCUGAGGACGUUCUUAAGUCAGAACACAUACCCUAUGUGCACUUUAUCAUAGCCUAAUUCAUUUUAUACAUCUAGAAUCACUUAAUUUAAAAUAAAGGAAGAAAUUGAAUGACAAAAUACAGUAAACUAAAAAUUAAAGUUUAACACUUACAUUGAAACCUGGGGCUGGUUUGCAUGUAGAGAUGGGCAUUUGUAGAAGUGAUUUAGAUCUUCCACCCAUAUCACUAACAAUCUUUCUAUUUCAAUUAUCAAUCCAAUUCUUUGUUUUGUUAUCAGUUGAGUGCAUUGGUGUAGAUCCUUUUACAUGUUCAAGAAUUUUGUGCUUGUCUUUCAAAAUUGUUUCGAUCAUUGACCGACUUAAGCCCAACACUUCACCAGUGACUGAGGGUGUUUUGCCUUUUUCAAAACAUUUAAUUUCAUCAACUUUCACUUCCAUUGUAAUUGUUUUCCUUUACUUGGAUGCACUACUAUCACUUGCAUCAGGUUUGCAUUUGGGAGCCAUGAUGAGGGCAGAAAAACAAAGUUAAUAAGCAAUAAACAACGGUUUGCAUUUGAUCACACACGUUACUGAGGUGAGGGCAAGGUGUACCGAUGCUCCCUCAAGGCACGUUGCUGGGUGACACAUUACUCCCCACACGCCGCUAUGCCAUGCAAACUAGUUCUCAUACAUUAAUACAAUGAACCUGUUGUACCUAUGUCGGGUUCCUAAAAUAGUUGACCUUAUGGGACCUCGUUUGUAUUGGCAGGUGUUCGGAAGUCAGACGUUUGUAACCCGGGGACCCCCUGUAUUGGUUUUACAUUACUGCAUAGGAGUUGUGGUUUUAUUUAUUAAGUGUACCAAUCACCUCAGUGUCAUUCAUGUACCUUUUUCUGUAAAGUGUUUAACCCUGUUGGUCUCCUCUUUUUCCAAAUAGUUCUUGCAAGUCUCUUGGAUUUAUUUUUUAUUUUAGACAUUAUUCGUAUAUUUUUAUUCUCCUCCAAUUAACAGAACAGAACUGUAUAUGUAAUGAAAACGUUAUUGUUUGUAGUUUUUCAGAUUUACAUUGUUUAAGUUUGUCAAUUCUCUUAAUUUAUUAUGCUCACAAAGUUCUUCCUUCUGUCUUCUAUUUGUUUCUGUUAUAUAUACAGUACAAUAUACUGUAUACUUUUUUCUUUUCUUUUUUCAAAUAAUCCCAAAGACAUGCAUCUGCACUUAGUUAAUUUGUAAUUUUGUUUUCCAACAUGUAACUGAAUACCAAAACAUUUAUAUUUAAUGGUUUGUCAAGGAUCCAGGUCCAUAUCCCACUACAGUAUCAUAAUAUUUAUAUGUUGUGCAGUUAUCAUAAAAGUAAUCCCAUUCAUUGAUAAUGAUAUAAUACGUAUAUAUAAUUGUAAUUGGCAAAAGAAAAAAAAAUUACUGCACAGUUGUGUACCAAGAGUAAAUGUCUUUACAAUGUGUGUGGUAUCAUCAAAUGGCAUUACAGUAUACAAUAUUGUGCAGCUGAAUUCAGAUACUAUUUUGUGCCAGUCAUUGCUCCUGUAUUUUUGUUCUUUAGUCAACCAUUUUUCAACAUGCUUGCAUUUCCUUAGAUCUUGUAUGCAGUUAAACUUACUGCAACAGUGUGUUAGUGCUCUACACCCGUUAAAGUAAGUCAUGCAACUGAAAAUCUCUUAGUAAUCUCAUCUUGUGAUGAUACUAAAGUACUUUUUACAUAGGAAUUGUCUCACUCGUACUUCCUCAAAUCUUUCAUUUAUUGUUUAAUGGUACCUAAUUCUACACCUUUACAAGUUUUUUUUUAUACAGUACAGCAUGUAUAAAAAAUUUGUCAGGUUUUUUACCUUUAGUCACCAUUAUGGUAUAUGUUCAAAUUAAUGUUCUUAGGUGGCUCACAUAUGACCUCUUUUCAACAACAGUUAGGCAUGUAUGAAAGAUCAAAGAUUUGUUAAAUAAUAAAAAAAUUUAUCUCUGUAUCAGACCAACAUGUAACAUCCAUUCCAAUCUAUAUUAUCAGUAAUCCUUACUCUUAUUAAAUACACAUGGCAACAAUCUUUC